Messenger RNA from Peniophora sp. CBMAI 1063, 684 nucleotides. The record is from the annotation of a GenBank genome assembly. NCBI's taxonomy places the organism in Eukaryota, Fungi, Basidiomycota, Agaricomycetes, Russulales, Peniophoraceae.
AUGUCUGCAUAUCUACGCUCAUGGCUUCCGUCAUCUCUUGCACCCGCUCCUUCGGCACCGACAGACUCGGAAGAUACCGACUCUCAAACGACACCGACGAACAUAACCGUUGAUCUUCCCGAAGAAGACGAUGAUGUGGCACCCUCAUUUCCCGCGCAGAAUAGCGCUCAACGCGCGUCCUCGUCACGCGCGCUCGAUGUCCCUCGUAUUCUCGGCGACUCUGCGUUAAUGCCGCCACCUCCCGUGCCUGCACCGGUUCGCAAUCCACUCGGCACUCCUUCAUCAGGAGGCGGAUUACUCCCUCCUUCUGUGACGAUCAAGAACCCAGCACUCAGCCCGGCUCAGAAGAAGCGCCAAAAAGUUGCCCUUGCACCAGGGCACAGUCCGCUUGAUUGGGCGAAUCUCAAGAAAUCUGGCGAAGAUAUGAGGGGAGGAGUCACUCAACUAAUGCGCAUCCCUCCAUCUGUACUCAAACAGCACAAUAAGCGAGACGAUGCCUGGUCUGCAUUCAGUGGGAAGGUCUACAACAUCACGCCGUAUAUCGACUUUCAUCCUGGCGGCGCGCGAGAGUUGAUGCGAGUAGCUGGCAGAGACGGGACGAAACUCUUUGCUGAAACACAUUCAUGGGUCAAUCUAGACUACAUGCUAGAUUCAUGCAUGGUCGGCUUUCUGGUGUCGGAGUAG